Penicillium antarcticum is the source of this 1179-nucleotide messenger RNA. Its product is annotated as Zn(II)2Cys6 transcription factor domain-containing protein. The transcript has 3 exons. The coding region runs from base 1 to 1179 and encodes 392 amino acids. The record is from RefSeq and is a predicted model, not a curated record. Gene Ontology annotation, biological process: regulation of transcription by RNA polymerase II. Gene Ontology annotation, molecular function: zinc ion binding; DNA-binding transcription factor activity, RNA polymerase II-specific. Lineage: Eukaryota; Fungi; Ascomycota; Eurotiomycetes; Eurotiales; Aspergillaceae.
AUGGACUCCACUUGUUCAAGAAAAGUCCGGAAGUACAGAACUGCACGGCGGUCGAGAUUUGGAUGCCGAAAUUGCAAGCUCAGAAAACUAAAGUGCGACGAAGAGAAACCCCAAUGCAAGAGAUGUAUUUCGUUCGGUGUAUUAUGUAACUUCAUGUCCGAUAUUCCUGAUCUACAACCCAUCGCCACGAAUAUAGGGAAGAAAAUGCUGGCUCAAGGAGAAACAGCACCUCAAAUCCCCGUCUCCAGCGCUAUCUGGACAUCUGAUGGAGUUAUAUCCUAUCAAUUGAAUGCGAAGUGUCAAGAUUUAAUCACUCGCUGUUUUGAACGAAGUCUCAUUACCGCUGAUGAUCCUAAUACGAUAUACGUUAAUAGUAAGCUCCUGAGGCUGGCCUUCACUUACCCUUACUUGAUGCACGCCUGUCUCGCUGUGGCAUUUACAUAUGACCGCCACCUGAAUAGAUCAGGCGUUCGUCGCAGUCUAGAUGAGUGCUACCAAUGGUCUCAAAGCACAAUUCUCUUCAACAAGCGAUUAAGAGACCCAAUUGAACCGGAAGAUAAGGACCCAAUCUGGGCCACUGCCACUGCCAUGACCAUCUUAAUAUUCUCAUCUCCUGAUCCAUGCACGCCGGGGGAGUCCUGGCCCUUGAAGAACUCUGAUCAAUCCGAUUUGAACUGGUUACAUAUGAGCAAGGGUAAAAUGUUACUGUGGCAAACAGUGAAUCCACUCCGCCCAGACAGUCUUUUUAGCGUCAUGACCACAGCCUUUGCUCAAAUAAAUACACCUUUUCCGGAGAGAGGCAUGGAUGGUAUACCAACAGCUCUGGCUGCCAUUUGUUACCUCGAAGACUCAUCUACGGCCGGAAACAAUCCAUAUUUCUAUGCCGCCCACGCAGUAUCCCAGAUCCUAGAUCUCUCACAUGGCGAGGUCACAACAGCUCAAACCCAAGUAUUCAUGCUCAACAUACAUGGGCCCUUCGAAAACCUACUCUGGCACAAGGACCCUGCUGCUCUGCUGCUGCUGUAUUUAUGGUACCGCAAAGCAAGUCCUAGUACAUGGUGGAUCGAAUUGAGAGCUAAAGUGGAAUGCCCUUCAAUCUGCUUGUACCUAAGACUAUACCACAAAAGCAAUUCUGCAGUGCAGGCAUUUCUUCCAGGAGGGCGGCUCGCUGAUGAAUAG